Trichomonas vaginalis G3 is the source of this 504-nucleotide messenger RNA. RefSeq names its product ubiquitin-like family. The transcript has a single exon. The record is from RefSeq and is a predicted model, not a curated record. Bases 1 to 504 code for a protein of 167 amino acids. NCBI's taxonomy places the organism in Eukaryota, Parabasalia, Trichomonadida, Trichomonadidae.
AUGGCCUUCCCGGAAAAUUCUUCGGUUGAUUUUUUCGUGCGGCUCAUUGGAGGAGAGAAACAAACUAUACGAGCAAAUAGUUCUGAUUCUCUUUACGAAGCUUUAGAAUCACAUGGAAUGGUUCCAAAAUCGAACGACCAUUUCGUUUUCUACUUCAAAAAUGCAGUAAUUAAUCCGUAUAUCUCCAUCGGAGGUCUCAACAUUAAAACAAAUGAUACAAUUGUCGUAUUAGAACAAAAAAAUAAAAAUCCCCUCGUUACAUCACAAAGUUUCGACAAUUUCAGAACCAUUUCUGCAGCAGACUAUCCUCUCUCAUACUCACGCCAAACGCAUGACGAUUCAGAUAAUGUUUACGACCAACCUACAAGACCUUAUACGGUUACGAUAGUGCCUCGGCAACCGCUUGAAGUUUCGCGUGAUCCACUUCCAAAGUUCUUUGUUUCAUCCCAUAAGAUUAAUAACGAUUUUUGGACAAAUCUCGAACGUCGAUAUGCUGGCAACUAA